AUGUCCUUCAGAAACAAAUCCUCGGGAAGGAUGCUCUUGCCCUUUGGGCUAGACUACUCAGAUAUCUUGUCCCAAGGUGAAACCACAGAAAGGCCCACAUUGGAACUCCCAGUACAUGGUCCGCUUUCGCAAUACGAAGAGAACGUUGCAAAACAGUCGCUAGCAUUCAUGAAACUCCUCUACGAUGGGCCCUUUUACACUGGCACGCCAAAACUAAAAGAAGCAGAGCUGGAGCCGAUCCAGCGAUACUCAGACAGAUUCAAGAAGCGCAAGAAGGUGUCGCGAUCCAUCGAUGAGUACCCCUACCAGCUAGAGUUCUUCCCUGAAGAGCUAUAUUCUGUGAUGGGCAUAUCAAAGCAGAAGAAGAAAUUGCUUUUGUCGUCAUAUAAAGAAGAUGGUGGGCUCAAGCAGUUCAACGUGACAGAAAAGGAGGAUUCGGCCGAGUCAAUGCUCGAAAGGCUCAAGAGCCUUGCAGAGGACUUGGAUGCUGCUCCAGCUGCAAAUCAGACAGAGCAAGAGGAGCCAGAGGAAGAGGAUUACGAUGACGAAUUCGAGGAAGAUGAUGAUGAUGACUACAAUGCCGAGAAGUACUUCGAUGGUGGAGACGACGAUCUAGGCGACGAUGGAGACGACGAAGCGGCUUUUUAA
Messenger RNA from Candidozyma auris, 648 nucleotides. RefSeq names its product DNA-directed RNA polymerase III subunit C31 (gene RPC31). Gene Ontology annotation, cellular component: RNA polymerase III complex. Lineage: Eukaryota; Fungi; Ascomycota; Pichiomycetes; Serinales; Metschnikowiaceae. Bases 1 to 648 code for a protein of 215 amino acids. Gene Ontology annotation, biological process: transcription by RNA polymerase III. The transcript has a single exon. The record is from RefSeq and is a predicted model, not a curated record.